AUGAGCAACGAAGCGGUCUUUGAAACAAUUGAAGAGGUCAAUAAGCAUAUCUCACACGUCGAAGAGUCAACCUGUGUGAAAUAUAUUUCUUACCGUGUGGACAAGCGCUUCAAUGACCAAGGUAAACUAGCUAACUACGUUAGCCAAAGAGUGUGCUGCCUGUAGGAAACAUGCAUUGAUCAAGCUACUGACAGUGCAAACAAUCACCAGAGUGACAUGGCUAUCUUAUAGCCCUUCCAUUAUAUUUAGCUACCUACAUACUAUUUAGCUACCUAUAUUGAAUGAUUAUCCUUACGUAGUGAUGCAUCGUCCACAAACUACUGGUGUAUUCAUUAGUCGGAUUCCGUUGCAAAACGUUUUGUCUGUUGCAUUUUGCAACGGAAACAGUUUACUCCAAGCGUAAAACACUUUGCAACGAAAACGAGAGUUUCUACUGGACACAUUCAGGUAAGUCACUCCCCGUUCUAGUUCCGCUUGCUCAGACAGUUUGCUUCCGUUUGGUUCCUAGACCGACUAAUGAAUACACCCCUGGACUCAUGGCUCUUUCAAUGUGUUGUGCUAAACAGGUUGGAAACCACAGGACCACAAGAACAGGCUAUACUGGGAAUGGAAGUAUGGCAAGGGUACUCCCUCUAUCCCCUUUGACCGCGUACCCUUCAUGUUCAUUGGACACAAGCUGAUGGGAUGCCACCGGGGCCGGGCAAAGUGUGGAAUCAAGAAGAGGCAGGAUCUUGAGGCUCAAAGGGUGCUAAUAUCUAUGAUAUUCUGAAACAGCUUUGAAGUGUUCCAUGUAAAUUAUUAGGAUGUAUUGUGCAUCUGAACCUAAUGUGAUAUAACAAAAUAUUUUUGGUAUUCAUUACUGCGAGUUACAGGUUAGAUACUGUUUGGUGUAGCACAGAGAAUUUUCGACCAACCUUAGCUUGGUGAUGCUGUCUUCGUCCUUGAAUCUUUGGUUAAAUCACAUUAUCAGGUGUAACAAUCUGUAGCUAGGAUGUAUUUUGCAUCUAAACCUGAAUCGAAUUCAUUAGGGCACACCAUGGAAAAACGUUUCAAAGCAUUGUGCAAUGGAAAACGUAAAGGAGCUUUUCUUAUUGGAGUUCAGGUUGUCCCUCCCUAUUUCAGUACAUUUUCUUCCAUAUGGUGCCUAAUGAAUACGACCCUGGUUCCAUCAAUGCUUCUAGGUAGUUGUGGGGUUCACAACCAAUCUCAACAAUUCCAUUCUUACCUGCCACUAAUUAAUUUUCUCCAAAAUCCUCAAAAAGUUAUACAGCUGCAUGAUUGAGAGCAUCUUGACUGGCUGUAUCACCGCUUGGUAUCCGACCACAAGGCGCUACAGAGGGUAGUGCGUACGGCCCAGUACAUCACUGGGGCCGUGCUCCCUGCCAUCCGGGACCUCUAUACCAGGCGGUGUCAGAAGAAGGCCCUAGAAAUGAUCAAAGACUCCAGCCACCCAUAUCAUAGACUGUUCUCUCUGCUACAGCAUGGCAAGCGGUACCGAUGCAUCAAGUCUGGAACCAACAGGACCCUGAACAGCUUCUACCCCCAAGCCAUAAGACUGCUAAAUAGUUAACCAAAUAGCUACCCAGACUAUCUGCAUUGAUCCCUUUUGCACUAACUCUUUUGACUCAUCACAUACGCUGCUGCUACUGUUUAUUAUCUAUCCUGUUGCCAAGUCACUUUACCCCUACCUAUAUGUACAUAUCUACCUCAAUAACCUCGUACUCCUGCACAUCGACUCAGUACAGGUACACCGUGUACAUAGCCAAGUACUCAUUGUGUAUUCAUUCCUCAUGUUAUUAUUUUUCUGUAAUUUUUCUCGGUAUUGUUGAGAAGGGCCCGUAAGUAAGCAUUUCACUGUUGGUUUACACCAGUUGUUUACUAAGCAUGUGACAACUAACAUUUGAUUUUGAUCUUUCAGGAAAAAGAUGGCAAGGAAAAAAGAAACCUUUUGCUGAAAACCAAGAAGGUAGCAUGUCCUGCUGUGUUCACAAUCAGCCGCAUUGUCAAGUUCCCUGGAUUCAAGGUACCGGUGAAAUACUGUGUGUAUAUGUUUAUUAUGUUACACCAGUGAUCACGCACCUCAGACUAGUACACUUAAUUCUAUCUCUGUGUGUGUGUGUGUGUGUGUGUGUGUGUGUGCGCACUCGUGCCACACUGCAUCAGUUGGAGAAGGACACAUCACGGUUGAGGAGGGUCAUGUCUAUUUCCAUCAAACAAGCUCUCCAGACAGACCCAGCCUCGGUGCCGUGGAAGAUACAGUAUUUCCUCAAAAUACCCAGUGUCACUGACCACAAGGGCCAUCCAAUUGGCAAGGUAUUACUAUACUAUUACCAUGGGAUAUAUUGCAUUGGACUCUCUUUAGGCUACAUAUCAAGUAUCUGUAAGCCUUUAUGUCCGUUCGGUACACAGAUGUAAUAAAACCUUAAUCUCUUAAAAUUCCCUGAAGAAUACAAGUAUCUAACCCUGUAACAGUGGUUAGGGUUAUUCUCUCCCUACUUAACAAACGCCACUCUCUCCUCGCUCCCUCAGGGUGCAGAUCAGGUGGACGACAGGGUCAAAGGUUACAUCCGAGCGUUGGUGCAGCAGGGGGUGAGGAAGGUGAAGGAGGUAAAGAACCAGAUGGUCCAGUACGUGCGGACGGAGCUGUUCCGAGACACGACCCCGCCGCCGCUGAGGCGCUUCUUCCCCACAGAGAAAACCAUCCAUGCCGUCAUGGCUCAGGUCAUCGCGGAGGAACACUACAGCAAAAUAGACCUGGUCAACCUGCUGGUGAGAAGGCUGCGCUGCGCUCCAUCUAUCCCACCUAUUCAGCAAAUAUUUUGAUUGUCUUAGAUAAGGCCUAUGGGGCUUGUGGUGUUAGCUGUAUGUUUUCAAUGCAAUUUAUGAACAGUUUGUAUGUGUGUCACCUUUAUUAUACAAUUCAGGAAUGCACAUGCAGAGUUUUCCACGGACUCAAGAAAGAUCUAAAUUCAUAACCGCUUUGUAGUGCUUUAUCCUUACAUGGGGAAGAGCAGGAAGCCACUGAAGAUGUUUGUUGUCAUCAUCCCAGAGCCUUGAGUCUUUCCAGAGACUCCUUUCUCCAGCAACAAAGGCUGUGUUUACAAAGGCAGCCCAAUUCUGGUAUUUUUCCUACUAAUUGGUCUUUUCACAUCAGAUCUUUUUCUGAUGAUUGGUCAAAAGACCAAUUAGUGAAAAAAAGAUCAGAAUUGGGCUGCCUGUCUAAAUGCAGCCAGAGUCACUGAAUUUGAUAAAUAAUCAUUGCAUCCAUUGUGAUUGUAUUUACAUUUUAGUAAUUUAGCAGACGUUCUUAUCUAGUGCGACUUACAUGAGCAAUUAAGGUAAUGUGCCUUGCUCAAGGGCACAUCGACAGAUUCUUCACCUAGUCGGCUCUGCGAUUCGAACCGGCAACCUUUCUAUUACUGGCCCAACCCUCUUAACCGCUAGGCUACCUGCCGCCCUACUUGUUGACAGUAGACGCUGUCCAUUAUUAUGUAAAUCUACAACAACUGGGUUGAGUGAUGUCAUUCUCACAGACCCCACCACUCUCCCUGAGCCCAUUCCCCAAACAGACAGAACAGCAACACCAGCAGAGCUAAAGCACCUCUCAUUCUAAAACAUAUUUUUAGAAAGUAUGUUGUCUGAGACUUAGUCCCCUUCUACACACUGGAUAUGGUGAACUAAUACAUGGGAACUUUAACAGGUGUCCUCAGUGGAAUAUUUGGGAACAUAGCCAAGGACUGUGUGUGAUGUAACAGAGCACAGAUAAAUAGUACUCCAUGACACCUCAUUCAAAUUUGGGAUUGUUUAAGGCCAUGGGAAUAUCACUGGUGUAGUUUAGAAUAAGACAGUGACAUGCUAUAGCAAAAGUCAAGGUUCACUUCCAUAUAUAAAGCUCACGUUGGAGCAAAAAGGAGUUUGGUUAGCACUUAAAUAGUUGAAAGGAUGCAGAAGUUGCACCUCAGCUAUUAACCAUGUACAGCUAUUAUGAUUACCAGCUCUGUGACCCUAACAUGACCCCAACUUUGGUUUUACUCUGUCUCCCCCCUUAGACCCUGGCAGAGAAUUGGAAGGCGGAAGCUCCUAGAAUCAACUUCCUACUUAGGGUCCAAUCAGAGAGCGAGAACCUGUUGCUGUGCUACCAGACAGACUGGCAGCGGCGGCUGCUCCGGCAGUAUGGCAAGGAGGUGUGCUUCCUGGACGCGGCCUACAAGAGGACGCGCUUCCCCCUGCCACUCUUCUUCCUGUGCGUGCGCACCAAUGUGAGCGUGGCGCCCGUGGGCCUGUUCGUGGUGCAGUCGAGGAGCGCCGAAGCCUUGGGGGAGGCGCUGGGGGUGUUCAGGCAGUGGAACCGGGGCUGGAGCCCAGCCUACAUCCUCACUGAACACUGCCCUGUGGAGAUGAAGGCGGUGGAGGCCGCAUUCACAGGUGAACAGUGGUGAGGUUUUAAUGUUAGCUAUGAGGUGGGAAAAGCAAGUUAGCUCCAUAAUGUGCUCUCAACACUGUUGGUUUUGAAAAGACUUGUUGGUCAAGAAAAGGUUUAACCUGUUACAGUCUUUUAAGUACUAGAGGAUGAUGGGGUUAGAGUUAGCUAAUUAUGGACUAUUUCACAUUCCAAUCUCAGGUGCUCAGGCAGUCUUCAGCGAUCACCUGCGGGAGAGGACCUGGACCAAGUGGCUGAGCAACCGGUCCCGAGCCAUCACCAACCAGGAGGGGAUCUUUGAUAUGAUGAAGGCCAUCGCUGGAGCCCUUACCAGAGAGCAACACCAGGGGGCAGUAGAACGACUACAGCAGAGCCCCAUCUGGCUGGAGAAGAGACAACUCUUUAAGAACUGGUUCACUAACAAGUGGCUGUCAGAGGAGAAGGUUUGUAGUGCACAUGUCAAUUAAUGACAUCACAGGGGCAAUAGGGUCAGGUCCUGGACCUGCUCUGUCUUCACCUGCAUAUUAAUGAAGGUCAGAGUGGUUAGACGGAAAGCAGAUCUCAGACCUGUGCUUAGAGGUGCUUUCAUCCUGAAGCAGACAGCAUGUUUAAACCACAUAUACUGUAUGUAGACAGUAGUCUGUAGCAGUAACAAGUGUGUUAUGUUUUUGCUAGCUAUUUAGUCAUUUAGCAGAUGCUCUUAUCCAGAGCGACUUACAGUUAGUGAGUGCAUACAUUUUUUCAUACAGCUAUAUCCAUGAUACGGUAUCUAGCAAUAUAUCCAUAAUAUGCUAGCUAUAGGUCCAUAAUGUGCAUCCUAGUCUAAUGAUGGUGCAUACAGAGGUUAGUGACAUGCUGCUGUUUUUGUUCAUUCAGAGAUGGGCGAACGCUGUGAGGGUUGAUAUUGUCAACUUUGUGUCUGUGGUGAACGGAGGUCUGGAGAUGCAGAGCGACUUUUUCACACAUAACAACAUGAAGGUCCAUAAAAAAGACACCCUGAGCCAAAUGCUGCAGUUUGUUGUUGAUGACUACUUCCCACCGAUGCACCAAAGGUAAGUCCGUUUUAGAAUAGGAUUCACUGUCAUUUAGAAUGGUAUUCGCUGUCAAAAGUGGUCUUCUGUUGAGAUAUCUGCAAAAUGAAUGGAAGAUAAGCACCAUAUAAUUUCCAGAUUUGCGGUGCUCAUCUUUUCCAUUCAUUUGGGGUUAAGAUGUGUUGCUUGUUCUGCACAACCAAUGGCAUAGGAUCUUGACAUUAGACUACUUCUUAAAACUUUUAUUUUGGAGUGUAAUGCCUCUUUAAUGUAAGUGUUUUGAUGUUUGGUCAAUCUAAAAACCUGCUACACUCCCUGAACCUGCAGGUACACAGACCUCAACAGCCGGUCCUCCGGCGAGUACAGCCUCAACCCCACUGCGCCUCCGUUCCUGUGGCAUCGCCCUUUGGGUGUGGUGGCCCUGGUGAUGGACAACAUGUCUGCCGCCCUGCAAGACUCCGACAUUGUGGUGGAGCAGGCCAGUGACGCCGCCAACGGCACCUUUCGGGUGAAGAGUCGGGCAGAGAGCACGUCAGGGCGGUCCUACACGGUCAGCUUCGGUUCAGAGGCCACCUGGCCCUCCUGUGAGUGUGAGGUGUGGAGGGACCAGCGCCUGCCCUGUGAACACUUCUGUCACGUCUUCAGGUCUGAGCCUAACUGGACCUGGGAGCACCUCUGUCCCAAAUACAGGGACCACCCUCUGCUCACUCUGCAUUCACACACCACAACGGAGGAGGAGAUAGAGGAAGCCCUCAAUGGUCUAAUGCAUCUCUCCCCAGCUUCCCCAGUCUCUCUUCAGUGGGAUGGGCCUGAAGAAACAGUGCCACUGGUGCAAACUCCUCAAACUCCACAGUUACAACUGCAUAGCAUACAAACACAGUGGGUGGCCCCACAGGCUUCACAGGGUCCGCGGGAGAGGGAGGAACUGCAGAGGGAGUGUGUGGCCAAACUCAAAUCCAUCAUGGAGAAUGUGAGCGGGAUCAACGACAUUGACCACCUACAGGAGCUCAGGCAGAAACUGGACGUUCUCCAGGCUCAGAGUGAGACCAUGUUGGAUCAGAAGGACGCUGGCGUCAAAACAGUGCCCACCCCCAAGGGCAAGAGAAAGAGGGCAGGGGUGGAGAUUAUCGUGGCCAUGCCAAAACGCAUCAAAGUGCUCUCCCAGAUUGAUGUAGAAAAUGUUCAGAAAUAGCUUUUUUCUAAAGAGGGAAAAUAAAGAAUAUACGUAUUAAAGGGCAACUCUGCCACUUUUAACAUGUGGGUUGUUAUUAUGUAGUAUUUAGUGUUGUCCUACACAGUUUGUAAUUUUUUUAUUUAAUGUCUUUUGACUCUUUUUAGUGAUGAGCAAAACCGGAAAUUGCUUCUCUGUGACGUUUUCAAGUAAGAUUCCUGAGUUGACUAAUAAAAUAAAUUAUGGUCAGUCAUUUUCAGCCAUCUAUAUAACCCGUCUGUAGUUUUCUGAUCAUAUGUGAACUCCCUGCUAUAUGUAGCUCUGGUUGUCUUAGUCUAAUAAAGGACUCUGUUAGGAUGGGGUGACGUUGUAUCCAGUUCUGGGUCAGCUUGAUUUAAGGCACUGCAGGUUCACAAACCUUUACAUAACAAAUAAAUCAGGUAUUGCAC
Coregonus sp. 'balchen' is the source of this 7071-nucleotide messenger RNA. NCBI's taxonomy places the organism in Eukaryota, Metazoa, Chordata, Actinopteri, Salmoniformes, Salmonidae. The record is from the annotation of a GenBank genome assembly.